This is a messenger RNA of Dama dama (fallow deer), 715 nucleotides long. It is a transcript of the gene CXHXorf65, whose product is annotated as chromosome X CXorf65 homolog. Lineage: Eukaryota; Metazoa; Chordata; Mammalia; Artiodactyla; Cervidae. The coding region runs from base 111 to 707 and encodes 198 amino acids. The record is from RefSeq and is a predicted model, not a curated record. The transcript has 5 exons.
CCAGCCCCCUGAUCUUUUGGGCCCACUUGGCUCCCCAAGGCCUCUAGGACACCCUCCUUCUGCCAUGAUGUAUCAAGACUCUCUUUGAAGAGUGAGAAGAUCUUGAGAGCAUGUUCAUCUUUAUCAAACAUGGAGAUAAUCAGCAGUUUCUGGCCAAUAUUAACUGUUCUGUCCUGCUGCUGCUGCAUUAUGCCCGCCGUAAAGUGGGGUUGCCUAAAACAGGGACAAUGAAGUUGUUUUUUCUGAUGAAGACUCCUGGAGACUAUGCCAACAAAUUCCUUACAGCUCGAAACACCUACUACGUUUGUAAGGUGGAGCGUGGGGCACCAGGAACUAGACUUGAGAAUGCCUACAAAGCAUUUGUGCCCCUCCUGAAGAACCCAGAACCCGAGCUUGUUGAUGCCUUGCGUACACAAUGUGACCUCCUGGAGAGAAGUCGAGUGAAAAUGCUUAGAAUCCAAGAAGCCAAGAAAGUCGUUCCAGUUGACUCCUCCGUGAACCUCCCAGUAAGCCUUACCGAACAUGGUCUGCCCCAGCAGCCUCCUUUCCCCACCUGUCUACUGAAAUCUUCUCUGCCCCGGCUCUCUGGGAUGAAUUUCCUUUCCAAAUCCGACAUUCGUGACCAAGACCUGCCUCUCACCUCUUUGGUCCUGCCUUUGGCCCUAGUUUGUAGAAAACUUCUCUGCAGGGGCCUUUGUACUUACUGACCCUUUCC